AUGAUUGGAUUUGAAUUACGUGAAGUUCACCAUACAUUAUUAUGUAAAAUGGUUAGUAUAACAACUUGUAUUGCAUUGAUUAUUUCUUUAUAUAUAUUCUUUUUUCAAUUUACAUUUGCUUUAGAUAAAGACUUAAUCAAUAAUACAACUCUUUCUCUUCACAAAAAUAAUAUACAACAUCCUGAAGGGACAUGUCAGUCUGAUCCGUAUAAACAUUACACCCCAUUCUCAUUAACUUUAGAAACAGAAGAUGAAAGUUAUUCUUUUUGGUGUUCUCCUUAUAUUCAUUACCAAGUAUUUGUAUUGUGUUUUGGUUGGUUAUUAAAUUCAGGAUUUAUUGCAUUUUGUUAUAUGUAUACUAUUGUAUUUCAUUACAAUACAAAUAAACAACUAUUUAUUUCUUCAAUAUAUUGUGGCUUUCUCGGAGCAUGUGGUAUUUAUGAUAUUGUUAACUGGACACGAAUACAGAAAUUCUGUACAGAAAUUGUACCAAAUAUAACAUAUGGACAACCUUUAAAAUCAUUUACAUGUCAAAGUACUUCAUAUCUUGUUUUUGCAAUAUCUGAAUUAGUGUGUUCUAUAAUGAUUAUCUUAAAUUAUAUUGUAUUAUCAUAUUUUUAUAAUAAAUAUUCUAAACAAAAUGUUUUCUCUUUUACUUCUACUGUUGUUAUUAAUGAUGAGGCUCCAAUAGGAAGUCCAAUAAUCAAUGAUAAGCAAUAA
This is a messenger RNA of Entamoeba histolytica HM-1:IMSS, 720 nucleotides long. RefSeq lists its product as uncharacterized. The record is from RefSeq and is a predicted model, not a curated record. NCBI's taxonomy places the organism in Eukaryota, Evosea, Mastigamoebida, Endamoebidae. The transcript is spliced from 2 exons. Bases 1 to 720 code for a protein of 239 amino acids.